Messenger RNA from Lobosporangium transversale, 866 nucleotides. RefSeq lists its product as hypothetical. The transcript has 2 exons. NCBI's taxonomy places the organism in Eukaryota, Fungi, Mortierellomycota, Mortierellomycetes, Mortierellales, Mortierellaceae. The record is from RefSeq and is a predicted model, not a curated record. The coding region runs from base 96 to 866 and encodes 256 amino acids.
CAUCCUCUUUAAUCCACAACAGCUUUUAACAACUCUUCCACAGAUACCAAUAACAAAAAAAAAAAACUUUUUUUUACAGAGAAACCAAAAAGACAAUGUUCAAAGGCUCUGAAGAACCUCCUUCAUAUUCACGCCAUGCUCCACCUCACCAUUCAUCAGGGGCUUUGCGUGUAUGCUGUAUCACCCUCAACGAAACGGAUAAAAUCCGUUUGAUAGGCACACCUCCUGAACUCGCCAAUCCUAUCCGUCAAGCCAUCGUUCGUGCUUGGGGUAGGAUCCAGAAAGAGUCUGAUUAUGCUGGGGCUCAUCAGUUCAAACUUCUGGGGAACCCUUGGUCUGCUAGGGGAAAUGAAGGGGUCCUCUCUAGAAGACUUGUGGUUGAUAUCCUCAAGACGAUGGCUCAACAUGGUUGGACCCUUAUUCAAUCUGCUGAUGUCUCUAGGAAAGAAUACGAAAAGGACUCUUUGUUUUUCGAAUCAUCAGCAUUACAACCUGUGGAUGUAGGUCCCAUUGACAUGUUCGCCAUUAGUCUAAACCGAACUGACCGUAUUCGACUCAUUGAUGCCCCCUCAGAAUUUCGUGACAUUGUGCGACAAGCUAUUAAAACUCAAUGGAAACUUGGUUCGUUCGAAUUCAAAUUGAGCGGGAAUCCAUUUUGUCCGCAGGGCGAAGAGACUGUCCAUUCGCGUAUGAUGCUCUCUCAAAUGCUCGCAGCCAUGGCAGCACAUGGAUAUAGACUAUAUGCCUCUGUAGAUAUCAGCAAUGGUGAUGCAGAAGGCCGAGACCUCCAUUCAUGGUUCUUCCGACGCGUCACCCGCACUUGGCCAUCACGAGCGAUAGCCGACCCGGGACUUUCAGUAAUCUAG